AUGGUGACCAUCGCCGGGCCUUCGAGGCCGUUGGUGCUCGCAAGGACGACUCUGCAGAGGCUCGCCGUGGCGAGGCAAGUGGGGUACGCAACAGUCGCAAAAGGGCCGUCACAAGAGCCUGCGAAGAAGAAGGAGAGGCUCGUGAUUCUGGGCUCCGGAUGGGGUGCAAUGUCGCUCCUCAAGUCGCUCAACCAGUCCAAGUACGAAGUCAUCUGCGUCUCGCCCAACACCUACUUUGCCAUGACGCCGCUGCUAGCCCAGGCCGCAACAGGUCUGCUCGAGUUUCGAGCCACGAUGGAGCCCGUACGCGGGCGACAUAGCCAGCUGCAAUUUUACCACGCCUGGGCGGAGAAGAUUGACCUGAAGAACAAGAAGCUGCUGCUGAUGCCGGCCUACCCGCCCGCGUUUCGCGAGGUUGACCCACUGAUGGAGGAAGGUGCUGCAGGGCCAGCGGCCACAAGUUCCGAAGCCCAGCAGCCAAAGAGACUAGUGCCCAACGCGAGGGGUGGUCACUCGACACUCAUGGCGCGCGCCCCACACAGGCGAGCCAUCGAGUCCGACUCGGACGAAGCGGUGCUCGACUCGUCCAAGCAGGUGGGCCAUCACAGCCAGGCGGCGGGUGAGUCAUGGACGAGCCUCGAGGAAGGAAGAGAGUACGAGCUCGGGUUCGACAAGCUCGUCAUCGCCGUGGGCGCGUACAACCGGACAUUUUCCACAAAGGGCGUUCGGGAGCAUGCAUGGUUCUUGAAAGAUGUCCAGAAUGCACGCUCGAUCCGAUGGAGGAUCCUCGAGUGCUUCGAGCAGGCCGACCACCCGAACCUGACCGAUGAACAGCGCAGGGCUCUGCUCAACUUUAUCAUUGUCGGUGGCGGGCCCACGGGUUCAGAAUUUGCAGCCGAGCUCCACGAUCUCAUCGCGACGGACCUCAAGCGGCUCUACCCCGAGCAGGUGCCACUGGCGAGAAUCAGCAUCGUCGACGCCUCUCCUGGCAUUCUCAACAAUUUUGACGCCUCGCUGAGCACUUAUGCACGCGAGAAAUUCAAGCGAGACGGCAUCGACUUGCUCCUCAACCGCAAAGUAAAGGCCGUCGACAAGGGGCGGUUGAUCGUCGAACCAGAUGGAGAGAUCCCCUUUGGCCUGCUCGUCUGGUCGACAGGCAUCUGCGCAUCACCGCUGGUCAAAAGCACGGUAUCGAUUGCAAAGGACCCAAACAAUCAGUUCUUCCUCACCGACGACCAUCUCCGCAUUCUCGAGCCAGCCGCCUCAGAGGGUGCAGAGAAGACACACGUCGAGGGCGUCUGGGGCAUUGGCGAUUGCAGCCAGAUUGAGGGCAAAAUGCUGCCUGCAACAGCGCAGGUGGCCUCACAAAAGGGCAAGCACCUCGCCGCCGUCCUCAAUGGCGAGAUGGACCACGACACCGAGGAGGGCGAGACGGUCUUCAAGCACAAGAACAUGGGCGCCAUGGCCAGCCUAGGCAAGGGCUCGGCCAUCGUCGACAGCCCGAACGCAAAGGCCCAGGGCAGACUCGCCUGGGUCAUUUGGAGAUCGGCGUACACGUGGAUGAGCCUCAGCUGGAGAAAUCGGAUCCUGGUACCCUUCUUCUGGACCAUCAACAAGGUCUUUGGAAGGGAUCUCACCAGGUUCUGA
This is a messenger RNA of Acaromyces ingoldii, 1647 nucleotides long. Its product is annotated as FAD/NAD(P)-binding domain-containing protein. The transcript has 2 exons. The record is from RefSeq and is a predicted model, not a curated record. Gene Ontology annotation, molecular function: NADH dehydrogenase activity. The coding region runs from base 1 to 1647 and encodes 548 amino acids. NCBI's taxonomy places the organism in Eukaryota, Fungi, Basidiomycota, Exobasidiomycetes, Exobasidiales, Cryptobasidiaceae.